AUGGCCAACUUCAUCGAAGGAAUCUUUCAUACCGUCGAGGGUCUCAUUCAGAGCAUCCUCGCUGUCAUCCAAUCUUUCUUUCAUCUCAUUUACUCCCUCGUAUAUGGUGUGUUCACCUUCUUCUGGGGAGUAUUGGAGGGUAUCGCUGGUUUCCUAGGUGCAUCGGUACACUUUGUUCUCUCCAACAUCGUCGUUCUCACCCUCGUCGUCGUCGGUGUUGUCAUCUACCAAAACCGUAACAAGCCCGGGACAGCUUCGAACAACUUGAAGAAGAAAGUUCAGUAG
Tremella mesenterica DSM 1558 is the source of this 285-nucleotide messenger RNA. RefSeq lists its product as uncharacterized. Bases 1 to 285 code for a protein of 94 amino acids. The record is from RefSeq and is a predicted model, not a curated record. NCBI's taxonomy places the organism in Eukaryota, Fungi, Basidiomycota, Tremellomycetes, Tremellales, Tremellaceae. The transcript is spliced from 3 exons.